ACAGCUACCGCCUCUGUAAACUCGUCCACUCUUCACUCAACUUCUCGUGCGGUCAGUUCAGUGCUCGUAUACUCGUACAUCAACACUUCCACAAUGCAGAACGCAGCAGCUCCUCGCCCCGGGCCUCGCCGCUACAGAUUCUUCGGUCUCGUUCCCCGCAGAUUGCCUAAUCUUCAAAUUGACAUCUACGGGAAUGGGGCUAGGAAUGCUCCUACGGAUACCUAUGUCUCUUAUUCAAGGAGUGCUGCUUCGAGGCUGAAAAAGAGUUUGUUAAGAAGCUAUAUCAAAUUUGGCUAUGCAUUCCUUUACGGCCUGCUCAUGUCAAUGGUCGCUUUCUUUCUGGCCACCGCAAUUUGUAACUACAUCAACUACACAAAAUGCUACACACACCAAACCUUAAGGAUGCCUUUGGCCUGCCAGCCUUCACACAUGGACUUCAAAGAGACCGAGGUCAACGUUACGAUCACUAUGGACACUUCCUGCAAGCCUGAACGUUCCUACCAAGAGCCGAUACCUAUUGACUGCGAAUUAGGAACCAAACUGAACCAAUCAGUGAAGGAACCAGGCCAAGUCUCUUGUUACAUCCAGAUUGCUGAAUUCAAGAGGUGGAAGGAGGUGGUGGUGCGAGGUGCAGAUUGUGACGUGGAACAAUCUAUGACUCGAGUCGUCGUGGAUGUCACAAGAAUGUACUACUACCAAUGUGCCGAUACCGGGAAGUACGAAAAUGAGGAGCAUAUCCACAUCGACCACGUCUUCGUCACCGACAAAGCUGCCAUCAUAGAAACCUCUCCUAAAGCUAAGAAAUUAAUCUCCUACCAGAUGUUGACUUUCCCGUGGUAAGAGAUGUGGUCAGGUUGAUUUUAAUAUUUUGGUAAUUUGAUAAGUUUAUGUUAAGUUCACUCUAUUCCAAUACAAAGUGUAGUGAGAAAAAGAUAUUAUUUUUUCCAAAAAGUAUUUGUGCAGUUAACUUUGGAGGCAUUCUUAUAAAAGUAAGUGGGUUUUUCUAAUAUAAAUUUGAUCUAUGUGAUUUUUGUACUGGGUACUGCUGUACUAAGUAAUCAAUAAUAUUAGUGCACAUUAUCUGCACAGGAUAGAAGAAUAACUUAGGAUAGUGGAAUACAUAUAUCAGAAGUAAAAUUUGUUUUAAAAAUAUUGUAAUUUUUUUACGGUCGAUUCUCUGAGGUUAAAAUAAUAUUGUGAAGAAAAACACACUACUGAUAAGAAUCCGAGAUUACAAAUUAAUUUUUAGUAAACUAUAUUUUAUAAACUAAAAUUUAUACUAAAUUUUAAAAAUAAUAUAAGCAUUUAAUUUCAAAUAUCCAAAAAUGUAAUUUAUGAAUUCUUGUCCAGACAGUCAGAAUUAUGUUUUUAUGCACUUUUUCUCACUACCAGAUCAUUGCAGUAACUUGCAAUUCUUUAUAAGACUUUCAUAAUCGAUUUAAAAUUUUGCUCUGAAUUUCCUGAUGAAACAAAAUUAUUAUUACAUUAUCAUAUUAUCAUUACAUAUCAUACAUUAUCACGUCCUAUUUGACAUACCGAAUUUCUAUUUAAAAAUUUCGCUCUAAAAUGAAAAUGCCGAAUACACUUCAGAAUUAUGCAAUAAAGUGUCAUUUUGAAAUUUCCAUCCACAUUGGGAUUUUAUAGACCAUUUAUAUAUUAAGAUGUCACUUAAAUAAGUGAAAUUGGCCUUUGGAAUACAAUAAUUUAAAAAUACUGCAUCAAACUUGUUUUUUUUAUUAGCAGCAUAUUUAUUAUCAUUAGUCAGAACCUCUUACAGAAUUCAUAAUAUGAAUAUUGAGGCAUUUUCAUUUGGUGUCAAACAGAAAUGUUUUAAUUGGAAUAGAGUUAGAUUUAUAAGAGCAUUUAACGUUAAGUUUAUUUACACACUUAAUUUUAAUUACUAACAAUGUUUUAAUAUUUGUUUUACUUCGAUAUUAUACAGGUGUCCCGAAAGUCUCUACACAAAGAUAUACCAAUUUAUUGCUCUAGUCAAGACAAAAACAUUUCAACAUAUGAACAUGGGGUUCCAAUACUUAGUUUUCUAUAUGUAUGUCUGAAUUUGUUUUAUAUAAACAAAAACCAUCUUGAAAACUAAAAUAAUUAAAUUACACGAAAUUAUAGCCAACAAUACAAAAGUGAAUAAACAGCAGCUCCAGAAUAACUUAUGCUUAUUGUGCUUAGAUCCGAGGUUUUUUUUUAUUUAAAGUUAUAAUGUUCAUUAAGAUCUUUUGCCAAGUAAAUUUUGUUUUAUCUUAAAGAAUAAAAAAAUAAAUAGACAUAUUGUAAAAAUCAUAUUAAGAACAAUAAAUCUUUAUAAUAGCAAAGAAAAACUAAACAAAACUUUUUAAUAAUUAAGAGUAACAAACUUAUUUAUUUACAUUAUUGCUUCCUUUAUUUAAAACCACCGUUAAAGGAACCAAACAAAAGUUACUUUGACUAUAUUGACAUCUGAGUAUCAAGAGUAUUAAACAACUAGCCCAAUCUUACUGUAGUUUUGAGAAUGUUUUUAUAAUUGGAAACUCCAUAGGUAAGCUGUUUUAUUGGGAAAGACAGGUGUUAAAAAUAAAAUAUAUAAACAUAACCGCUAAAAUAAAUUCAAUGAAUAUCAGGUAUUUGACGCUAAAUUAACCUUAGAAAAUUCUGAAGUUUGUGUUUUAAAUUCUUUUCCUUAAAAAACACAAAGAUUUUCAAAAGUCAUACUAAAGGUAUUCUAAAGGUUCUGAUUAUUCAGUUUUUAUAUGUUGGCUGAAAACCUCAAUGUGGGCCAUGUUUAUUUAUUUCAUUAUCAUGUUGUUUUAUUUAGAAAAUCAGCUCUAAAUCAGUUAUUUAUGAUUCGAUUUAAAUUAUUUUGGUAUCAUUAGAUUUCUGAUAAAAUUUUCAAAACAAAUAUCUUAGUUGUAUUUCUUGAAAAUAACUUAUUUUUAAAAUGUUUAAAGUUAAAAAUGUUUUGAUGGUUAUCAUUGUGAAAAUAUUAGAGAUAACAAAUUUUUUCAGUAAUUGACCUUUGAGCUAAAUUUGUUAUAACUUAAUAUGUUGUUUUUAAGAUAAUAGUUGUUUUAAUAAAGAUCCUAAACAUAUAGACAUAUGGGAAACUAAGCAUUCGAGACCCAUAUGUACAUAUGGUGAAAUGUCUAUGAUUUGACCUGAGCAAUAACGUGGAACAGUAUACCCUUUUUGAAGAGAGUUACGGUACACUCUGUAUAAUAAUCAUUUUACCUAAGUUACUAUUUAUAUGUUGUGUUACUGUGUUAUACUUAUUUAGUGGACCCAAAAAAAUAAUAAAACAGCGAUAAAAUAAACACAUUUUAUAGUAGUAACUAUUACCAUUACUAACAUUAUUUUAUAUUUUGUUUAAUUUUUAUGUUAUUUAAUAAUUGCUUUUCCUAUUUCCUUAAUAAUAUGUUUUACUAUGUUGUUAUACUUAUUUAGUGGACCCAAAAAAAAUAUAAAACGCUGAUAAAAUGUU
Molecule: messenger RNA, 3466 nt
Organism: Homalodisca vitripennis (glassy-winged sharpshooter)
Lineage: Eukaryota; Metazoa; Arthropoda; Insecta; Hemiptera; Cicadellidae
Exons: 5
Coding region: 94-840 (248 amino acids)
Source: RefSeq, a predicted model, not a curated record